This is a messenger RNA of Poecilia reticulata (guppy), 5843 nucleotides long. The record is from RefSeq and is a predicted model, not a curated record. NCBI's taxonomy places the organism in Eukaryota, Metazoa, Chordata, Actinopteri, Cyprinodontiformes, Poeciliidae.
AACCUGAUUUUUAAAGGAAUAUUCCACGUUUUAACUGCUUUAUUUCAGAUUAAGAAACUUGGAGUGAAUUUAUAUAAACUGACCAUUAUGUCAGAGCUUUUAUUAAAAAAACGAUGUAAACUAUGUUAGCUGCCCUAAACCCCACAUUUAUUGGAUAAUCUAUAAACCAGCCCAGGUUUGUCUAAAGACUGGAUUAUUGAACAUCUGAGGUAAACUUUUACCUGAACUUUCCCCAGUAGCCUGCAGGUUUCACCAGUGGGAAAAAAAAACAUGUUUAGUGGAAGAAUGUUGUCAUUUUUACCUGAAUUAAGCUGGUAGAGGCCCAAGAAGCUUUACAAUCCUCAUUUUUAUUCUUAUUAGAUGUGAAAAGCUUUAUAUUUAUGGUUUCCAGACCAUAAAUACUGAGUUUGUUUACAGUUUGUGCCUGUGGAUGUUUCCUCUGCCUGAUCUUUGUCUGUUCAGACACAUUACAUAAAUGACAGCAGCAGAUCUGCUGCUCUUUGUUAAAACCAGAUUCUGGUUUCUGACCCAAACCGUCUGUUAUUAGCUGCCAGCAGGACUUUAUGCAGUAAUCUGUGAUGUUUGAUUGGAGGUGAAAUGGUUCAGCGUUUCCUGUGAAUCAGCAGCUUUGGGUCUUUAUUUCUGGAUCUUUCUGAGCUCAGCGCUGCGUUCAGGGGGGAUGGGGAUUCAGACGGAGUAUGAAAUCCUCGAUCUGUCACCGGAUCGCUGUGUCGGAGGUCCGGGGAGAACCGGGUCGGGCUCCUGGACCUUUGAGCUGCAGGUUGAUGAUCAUCCUGAUGCUGCAGGAAAACGACUCGACUGAGGUUCUGCAGCGUUUUGUUGCUCCUCAUCUUCUCUGGUUCUGGUUGGUUUGAUGGUUUUCAGACAGAACCUCUGCGAUUGGGUCGGAGGAGGACGUGAUGCUGCUCAGGUCUGUUUGGACCUCUGAGGCCCGGUUAGAGGAGCUGAAGCAUUUCUGCUGCAUUCCUUCAAUCAGCUGAUCAGAACCUCCAGCAGCUGCAAAUAUCACAACAAACCCAGUCAGUAGACGGGUUCUGCUCCAGGUCCGGUUCUGCUCCAGGUCCGGUUCUGCUCCAGGUCCGGACCGGUUCCCCUCCACAGCUCGGACCGGUCCGGUUCUGCUCCCACCUGUUGGGUCUCGUCCAGCUCCUCCUCCUCCUUUCUUCCUCCUCAGAGCCCCGCCCCCUCCUGCCAGGCUGCGUCCUGAUUGGCUGAGGCUUUGGGUUUAGGAGCGGCCCGGCCCGGUCCGUUCCUCAGUCCGACAGAGCGUCGAGGAGGAGGAGGAGCAGCUGAGGGCCGGUUGCUUGGCAACAUGCAGCUGAUGGACGGCACCGUGCAGGACGCUCUUCCUCCGAAGCCAGUUAGACCCCAGCCGCCGCCGCCUUCUUCCGGGGUCAGAGGUGACGAUGGCGACUCGCUGCAGGAAGCAGAGUGGUACUGGGGAGACAUUUCCAGGGAGGAGGUGAACGAGAAGCUGAGGGACACGCCAGACGGGACCUUCCUGGUGCGGGACGCCUCCACCAAGGUGCAGGGGGACUACACCCUGACCCUGAGGAAGGGAGGCAACAACAAGCUGAUCAAGAUCUACCACCGAGACGGGAAGUUCGGCUUCUCGGAGCCGCUGACCUUCGGCUCGGUGGUGGAGCUCGUCGGCCAUUACCGGCACCAGUCACUGGCCCAGUACAACACCAAGCUGGACGUUCGCCUCACCUACCCGGUGUCCCGCCUCCAGCAGGACCAGCUGGUGAAGGACGACAACAUUGACGCUGUGGGGAAAAAGCUGCAGGAAUACCACAGCCAGUACCAGGAGAAGAGCAAAGAGUACGACCGGCUGUACGAGGAAUUCACCAAGACCUCCCAGGACAUCCAGAUGAAGCGCACGGCCAUCGAGGCCUUCAACGAGACCAUCAAGAUCUUCGAGGAGCAGUGCCAGACGCAGGAGCGCUGCAGCCAGGGCUGCGUGGAGCGCUGCAGCCGCUGCAGCGGCGACAAGGACACGGAGAGCAUCCUGGUCAACUUCGAGAAGCUCAAGUCCCGCCUGGGGGAGAUCCACGACAGCAAGGUGCGUUUGGAGCAGGACCUGAAGACUCAGGCCACGGAGAACCGCGAGACGGACAAGAAGAUGAACAGCCUGAAGCCCGACCUCAUCCAGCUGCGCAAGAUCCGCGACCAGCACCUGGUCUGGCUGAGCCAUAAGGGAGUCCGGCAGAAACGAAUCAACGACUGGCUCGGCCUACAGAACGACGCCGCCGAUCAAGGCGGCGAGGAAGAGGAGAGCCUGCCUCACUACGACGAGAAGAGCUGGUUCGUAGGAGACGUGAGCCGGACGCAGGCGGAGGAGCUGCUGGGCGGGAAGCCGGACGGAGCCUUCCUGAUCCGGGAGAGCAGCAAGAAGGGCUGCUACGCCUGCUCUGUGGUGGCGUCGGGCGCGGUGAAGCACUGCGUCAUCUACAGCACGCCGCGCGGCUUCGGCUUCGCCGAGCCGUACUUCCUGUACGGCAGCCUGAAGGAGCUGGUCCUCCACUACCGCCUCACCUCGCUGGUGCAGCACAACGACGCGCUCAACGUGCGCCUCGCCCACCCCGUCCACGCCCCCGCGCCGCCCCUCUGCAGGUGAACCCAGGGGGCCGGACUAGAUCUAUUUCUACUAGAAGUUCCCGGGCGGCGCUCUACAUCUAGACUGCUUGAUUUGCACAGGAAGUGAAUGUGAAGAGAAGAAACGUUUCAGGUUCAACGCCGACCCCAUCGACUGCGUCUGGAAACAUUCGGCCUGCCGGGCCGCCAUGUUGGGGGCGGGGCCUCCGGCCUGGGCCUCAGCAGAUCCACAGGAGGCUUUAGGCGUCCGUUCUAAAGCCUGAUCAGAAACGCCUGCAGCGAAAUUUAUUCAUCCGCUCUGAAAUGAAACCAUUCAGAAAGUUCUACAGCUUGUUGCUCUGGGCCCGGCUCUGGGUCUGGGUCUGGUUCCGGCUCUGGGUCCGGUUCCGGCUCUGGGCCCGGUUCCGGCUCUGGGCCCGGUUCCGGCUCUGGGCCCGGUUCUGGCUCUGGGUCCGGUUCCGGCUCUGGCUCCGGUUCUGAGCAGCAGCUGGAAGCCAACUCUUACAUUUACAGUCUUAAUCCACCUGAUUUCAGAUGAAACAGGUAAUUUAAACGGCAGCAGCUGAAACGGUUCUGGUUCUGGAUCUGGAUCCAGAAACAAACAUUUUGAUCCAACAUGAAGGAAAAAUGUAGAUUUAACAAAACAAUCAGAACCAAAGACUUUAACAGGCAGAGCUGGAAAUUUUGCUCCUGAUUUCAUUUCCAGCAUCGUUUCUGUCCUUCACUGACAUCUAGUGGUGAAGUUAAAAACUGCAACAAAGAGCAGGAAGUUUUCUCCUAAAAAAAUUACAACUAAUUUAGCAUUGUAAACUUUAAAUGGGCCGUUUGAGCUGAUUGGUCGGCGCCUCCUUCCUGUGGAGCUUCUGGCUCUCUGAUUGGCUGAUGACCGGGUCUGCUGGCUCCUCCCCCAUCUGCAGCGAGUCCACAAAAACCCACAGGUGUGUGUGUGUGUGUGUGUGAACCCGUCUGACGCUGAAAGCCAUUAGUGGUGAAACUGUUCCCGUUUGGACCCGGCAGGCGGGUCAGAACCGGGUCGGGCCGCCCCACCCUUCAGAACCACAGCAAAGGAGCUGAACUGUGAGCGUUUAUUUAUUUCAUGCUGAGUGAAGCUGACAGAACUGCAGACUGGACCGGACCGGACCGGACAGAACUCCAGCAGCACAAAGUACCGACCCGGUUCUGCUGCACCGUUUCCCUCCACUCCGGUUCUCUGAACCCGUUUGAAUGUACAGAGACGGGUUCUGAUCCGUUUACCCUCCACACACUGACUGACCUCUGCAGGUGCUACCGGGUCGGACCGGACCGGGUCGGGUCGGGUCGUCGCCCCCUCAGGUGUUUUCAAGCCAGCAGCGGGAAAACGAAGCGAAUCAGGGUUUUUUGUUUUUGUGUCCGGUUCUCAUCCGGUCAGUUUGUUGUGACCUCUGACCUCUUCACCGUCUCCAUGGGAACUACUUGAAGUGCUGAAUGUGUUUCUGAGAGUUUAUUAAAGUUUUAAGCUGCACACAUCUCCCUGUGAUGUCUGAUCUAUAGAUAUAGAUCUAUAUUUAGUUUAUAUGAACAGCUGGAAGCUCGAUUCUCAUCCCUGGAACAUUAAAACCAAAGAUUUUAGUUUGUCAGAGGAUUUAUUUGCUUUUGCCACUUGGAAAAAUUUUUUGGAAGAAUCUGUAAAAUCCUGGUUUGUUUACAUUCCAGAUGUAAAGGAAAAAAAAGCGUUCAGUUUGUGGAUCGAGACAAAAAUGUCUGGAUGUCAGAAAACGAUCAGCGGAUCCGUCUGGAAAAUCAUCCUGCAGGAAAACGUCCAGAAUCUGAUGAAGGUUUCAUCAAAACUCAUGAAAAAACUGCUGAUGGAAACAAUCUGAGUCUGAACAUUUAAUGUUAGAUUCUUUAGUUUUUGACGUUUUAUUUUUUAGAACCUGCCCUGUAAUUUAAGUUAUUAGCUGAAAUAUUACAGCGAAUUACAGAAAAAAUUAAAAUGUCGCAAAGUAUUACGACUUUAUUCACGUUGUUACACGUUAACUCAUUCUGACGUCUAAGUAGUUUGACUGACUUGCACAUUAUUAUGACUUUAUUAUACAACUUAAUUUUCACCAUUUAUUCUUCUACGAUUCUCAAACUUUCUUAUUUCAUGUUUGCCACAUGUUAUAAUUUUACUCAGUUUAACUUCAGAAUAUGACGACGUUACGCCAUUCAAACUUAUUUCAAGUUUGUCGCAUUACUACGACUUUUUCUUAGUAUAAUUUCUCAUAAUAUUACAAAUUAAUUCUUUUUAUUCUGGCAUCAACUUAAUUUUCGUAUAUUUUUAACCUGGUCCUAAUAAAUACUCCAUCAAUCGGCUCCAAUAAAUUCAAAAUAAACGUUAAAGUUUAUAAACAAAUCGUCUAUUUAACAAUUUUCUGUAAAUUCAGUUGAAACUUUUUCAGCUGGAACUGAAGUAAAUUUAGUUCAGAUCCAGUUGAACUAGCAGUUUCUGCCGGAUGAUUUCCCAACGUUCCUCCGUCGGGAGGAGGGGCUUCGUGCACGAGGCUCCGCCCACAGCGCCAUGACUUUCCCCUCAUGGCGCUGAAAGCAAACAGGAAGUUUGUGCAUCAAACCAAAACAAUCAGUUUAACCAAGUUUACUUUUCACCGACUGUUUGGUUGAAGUUUCCAGUUUUUGGAAAACUUGACUUUUGUCCGGAACGUGUCGGGGAACCGAGGCGGCCGCCGGGUCGGAUCCGGCCGCCGACGCGUUCCGCCAUCACAGGACUGUUACAGCGACGGUUUGAACCAGUUUGAUUCUCACUGGGAGUCGCGUCGCAUUUUACCAGCUUCUGGUCAGAAAUGUCACAUUUUAAGAGAAGAAAAAGGUUUUACAGUGUACAUGACGCCCGUCCCGUUCCCCCUGUACUGAUCCAGCAUGCAUCUUUGGUACUUGACUGUUUUAUGUGUAAAAUAAAGAAAAUGUUUAAAAGAUGUCUUUGGAAAACAACUGUUAUUUGUCUGUUUUUGGUGUUUUCUGAUCUGAAUUAUGAGCAAAUUUAACCGCAGAGAAAGUGGAGGGUUAAAAAUCUGAACUGUUUUUCAUUCCUGAUCGGCGUUUUCUCCCGUUUUCGCUCCAGUCUCACUUUGGUUUCUCGUUUCGGUUGCAGACGUUUGUUGGUUGUAAAUUCUGACUUGGUUAAAACGGGCAGCAGCGCCGCGCCGCCAUCUUGGCUUCUGUUGCAGAAUAAAGACAAUAUUUUGAUGAAA